GGUCAUCGGAUGGCGAAGGAUCGGCUGCAAGGGUUGGAGAUCCCAGGUCUUGGGCCCAUGGCACCGCCGCAGCGCUGUCCUCUGUGCCGCCAGACCUUCUUCUGUGGUCGCGGACACGUCUACAGCCGCAAGCACCAGCGGCAGCUGAAGGGGGCAUUAGAGCGGCUCCUGCCCCAGGUGGAGGCCGCCCGCAAGGCCAUCCGCGCGGCUCAGGUGGAGCGUUACGUGCCCGAGCACGACCGAUGUUGCUGGUGCCUGUGUUGCGGCUGUGAGGUGCGGAAACACCUGAGCCACGGAAACCUGACGGUGCUGCAUGGAGGUCUGCUGGAGCAUCUGGCCAGCCCAGAACACAAGAAAGCAACCAACAAAUUCUGGUGGGAGAACAAGGCUGAAGUCCAGAUGAAAGAGAAGUUUCUGAUCUCUCCCCAGGAUUAUGCUCGAUUCAAAAAAUCCAUGGUGAAAAGUUUGGAUUCCUAUGAGGAAAAAGAGGACGAAGUGAUCAAAGAGAUGGCUGCCCAGAUUCGUGAGGUGGAGCAGAGCCGGCAGGAGGUGGUCAGAUCUGUCUUAGAGGUUGGUUUCCCUCGGAGGAUCCAGAGCAGUAUCCAAUCCAAAUCCACUGAUCCCUCACUUCCCCAGCCUCAGGCAGAGCCAGACUCAGAAGAGAGCUCCUCAGCACUUGGAAGCUGGAAAGGGAGAAACAGCCAAGUAGCCUCCAGCUCACAGCAGCCCUCAUUCUUGGACCAGCCACCAGCUCCAGACCUUGACUGGAUGGAAGCAGUACAGCCUCUAACAUUCAUUGGCCAUCAGGAUACACCUGGAGUUGGUAACAUUCACUCAGGUGCCACACCUCCCUGGAUGAUCCCAGAUGAGGAAUAUAGCCCUGGGAACCAACAAAUAGGACCCUCCUAUGAAGAAUUCCUUAAAGAAAAGGAAAAACAGAAACUGAAGAAACUGCCCCCAGACCGAGUUGGGGCCAAUUUUGAUCAUAGCUCCAGUACCAGUGCUGGGUGGCUGCCCUCUUUUGGCAGAGUCUGGAAUAAUGGACGCCGCUGGCAGUCUAGGCAUCAAUUUAAAACUGAAGCUGCAAUAAAGAAUAAACAAAAGGAAAAAAAAUAAUCAUUUCAAGAAAACUCUUCAAAAUCACCAUAAGGCUUGUCAAAGUAGUCAACAAACCCUAUUAUUCCUUCCACCAAAUCCUUUCCUAAUCCCUUUUUUAGAAAACAGACAUACCCAUUCAUUUGAUUUUAAUAAAAUUUUAUUUUUCCAAAUGUA
Molecule: messenger RNA, 1272 nt
Organism: Sciurus carolinensis (gray squirrel)
Lineage: Eukaryota; Metazoa; Chordata; Mammalia; Rodentia; Sciuridae
Gene: Cenatac
Product: centrosomal AT-AC splicing factor
Exons: 11
Coding region: 10-1116 (368 amino acids)
Source: RefSeq, a predicted model, not a curated record